AAAGAAAAAGAUCGUAACUCCCACCGCACCACACAAUCGCGUCUAGGGUUUCCGCCUACGCGUUCACCGCCGUCGAUCGCCGCCGCCGCCGCCAUGUCCUCCGGCGAAGACGAGCGCGGCACAGCCUCCAAGCACCACCACAGGGCAAAGGACAAGGACCGCGACCACUCAUCUUCCCGCCGCCACCGCGACAAGGACCGCUCCUCCGCUCGCCACCACCGCGACGACAGAGACGGGGAGCGGGACAGAGAUCGCGACCGCCACCACAGGGAUAAGGAGCGGGAUCGCGAGGAGCGGAAGGCGCGGGAGCGGGAGGAGAGGCAGCGCGAGAAGGAGGAAAAGAGGGAGAGGGAGCGGGAGAGGGAGAGGGAGAGGGAGAGGGAGAGGGAGGAGAGGGAGAAGGAGGAGAGGGAGAGGGAGAAAGAGAAAGUGCGGGCGCGGCGUCGCGAGGAGCGGGACAGGGAGAAGGAGAGGUCCAAGAAGCGUGAGGCAGUCGACGAGGAGAACGAGGACCUCGACCGCAAGCGCCGCCGCCGAUCCUCGCACCACCACCAUCGCGAUGUGGAGAUGGAGGCAGCACCGUUGACCAGGGAGGAAGAGGAGGAUGGAGAGGAGGCGGAGAGGCGCCGACAGAAGAAGAAGGAGGAAGACAUGGAGGCCGAGCAGCAGCGUCUCGAUGACGAGAUGGAGCGACGCCGGCACCGUGUUAAGGAGUGGCAGGAGAAGAAGCGCCUAGAGCAGCAGCUGCAGCAGCAGAAGGAUGGCGCUAUCGGUGUUGCCAUGGCUGUUGAGGCUGAUGAUGGAGGCAAUUCUGGGAAGAAGUGGACCUUGGACGGUGAGGAGUCUGAUGAAGAGGAUGCCAAGAAGUCAGAUGAGGAGGAUUCCAUGAAAUUGGAAGAGAAUCACUCUGACACCAGUGCCAUGGAUGUUAAUUUGCCGAACGGGGGUAAUGCCGCAAAUAGCGGGGCUGAUAUGGAGGAGGAUGAUAUUGACCCGCUCGAUGCAUUUAUGAACUCCAUGGUGUUGCCUGAGGUUGCAAAGCUGGAGAAUAGCACAGCAUUUGUCGGGAGCGCCCCUGCUGCCAGUUCAGAUGACAAGAAUGAUAAGGGUAUGAAGGAUACCACGAGUAACCUGGAUAAGAAAAGGCCGAUUAAGGCGAUGGGGAGAAUUAUGCAAGGUGAUGACUCUGACUCAGAUUAUGACGAUGCUGAUAACGAUGAGGCUGGAUCAGACGAUGAGGAUGAUGCGGAGUUCAUAAAACGUGUGAAGAAGACUAAGGCAGAGAAGUUGGUUAUUGUUGACCAUUCCAAGAUUGACUACCAGCCAUUCCGGAAGAAUUUCUAUAUUGAGGUGAAAGAUAUUACAAGGAUGUCAGCUGAGGAUGUGGCGUCCUACCGAAAGCUGUUGGAGCUCAAGGUGCGUGGCAAAGACGUUCCCAAGCCAAUAAAGACGUGGAUACAGAGUGGGCUGACAAGUAAGCUACUUGACACCAUCAAAAAGCUUGGUUUUGAGAAGCCAAUGUCUAUACAAGCACAGGCAUUGCCGAUCAUAAUGAGUGGACGUGAUUGUAUAGGAGUUGCAAAGACUGGAUCUGGCAAGACUCUAGCAUUUGUCUUGCCCAUGUUGAGGCAUGUCAAAGACCAACCGCCUGUUGUACCUGGGGAUGGCCCCAUUGGGCUCAUUAUGGCUCCUACAAGAGAGCUCGUGGUGCAGAUAUAUUCAGACAUCAAAAAAUUCUCUAAGGUGCUUGGCAUCAAUUGUGUUCCUAUAUAUGGAGGUUCCGGGGUUGCGCAGCAGAUUAGUGAACUGAAGAGGGGUGCUGAAAUUGUUGUUUGUACACCAGGCAGAAUGAUUGAUAUCCUUUGCACUAGCAGUGGCAAGAUUACUAACCUUCGAAGAGUGACGUUCUUGGUGCUGGAUGAAGCUGAUAGGAUGUUUGAUAUGGGUUUUGAGCCUCAAAUUACUCGGAUAGUCCAGAAUACCCGUCCAGAUAGGCAGACUGUCCUUUUCUCUGCCACUUUUCCACGGCAGGUGGAGAUACUAGCACGUAAGGUGCUGACAACGCCUGUUGAGAUUCAGAUGGGUGGCAGGAGUGUCGUGAACAAAGAUAUCAAGCAACUGGUUGAGGUGCGUCCAGAUAGUGAAAGGUUCUUCAGGCUGUUGGAGUUGCUUGGAGAGUGGUAUGCAAAGGGAAAAAUUCUUGUUUUUGUGCAAUCACAAGACAAAUGUGAUGCUCUGUUGAAACAGUUGUUCCAGCAUGGAUAUCCAUGUCUAUCGCUACAUGGUGGAAAGGAUCAAAAUGACCGUGAAUCAACUCUUGCCGAUUUCAAGAGUAAUGUCUGCAACGUGCUUAUCGCUACCAGUGUUGCUUCUAGGGGUUUAGAUGUGAAAGAUCUUGAGCUGGUUGUCAAUUAUGAUGUCACGAAUCAUUAUGAGGACUAUGUUCAUCGUGUUGGGCGAACUGGCCGUGCUGGUAGGAAGGGCUGUGCGGUGACUUUUGUUUCUGAGGAAGAGGAGCGUUAUGCACCAGAUCUUGUUAAGGCUUUGGAGCUAUCUGAACAGGCCGUUCCAGAGGACCUGAAAGCCCUGGCAGAUCGAUUUAUGUCAAAGGUAAAGCAGGGAACUGAGCAGGCCCAUGGAACAGGUUAUGGUGGAAGCGGUUUCAAGUUCAAUGAAGAAGAGGAUGAAGCACGGAAAACUGCAAAGAAAGCUCAGGCAAGGGAGUAUGGAUAUGAGGAAGAUAAGUCAGAUUCAGAUUCUGACGAGGAUGGAGUUGUACGUAAAGGGGCAGCUGAUGUUGCAACACAAGCUAUUGCUUCUGCUCAAGCUGCUGCUGCUGCAGCAGCUGUACUCAGGGCUGCUAAUAAUGCUAACCAGCCAGCCAUGACCACAGGCUCCUUGCUUCCUCUGCCGGUUGCACCUAACCAACAAAAUAAUGAUGCCACGCAACGUGCAAUUGAUGCUGCAAAGAACUUGCAGCAAAAUCUGGCGAGGAUACAGGCCAAUGCAGUUCCAGAGCACUAUGAGGCUGAGCUUGAGAUUAAUGAUUUCCCGCAAAAUGCUCGCUGGAAAAUCACUCACAAAGAGACCUUGGUUCCUAUUCAGGAAUGGACUGGAGCGGCAAUCACUACAAGGGGAACGUUUAUUCCUCAAGGCAGAAUUGUCGGUGCUAACGAGCGCAAACUGUACCUGUUCAUCGAGGGCCCCAAUGAGUCAUCUGUCAAGAAUGCUAAAGCAGAUCUGAAGCGUGUACUUGAGGAUUGUGCCAAUCAGGCGCUGAAUCUUCCUGGUUCAGCUCAAACUGGAAAAUAUGUUAUUUGAUCUGCAGAACAUAUGGCAGAAUGGAUGAGUAUCGGAGUUGUUGAUUCUUUUGAGAAGCUUACAAUGGUUUGCUGAUCACAAUCUUGGACUUCACCAGAUAUGCAACCAAAUUUUUGGUCUAAGCCAUUAUAUAAGGCAGCUAGCAGUUAAUUAGUGUCACGUGGUUAUUUUGGAAAUUGUCUAACCUGGAACGUUUUGACAAUUUCUAUAAUUCUGUUAGUAACAAGUUUUGGUUGCCUCUGGACAGAAGGAUGAGAGCAUCAGAACACUGGUGGUAGUCCUCAUCCAGUUUUAUGAUGUGAAUACUCCAUGGAGUCAGGUGGCAGCCCUCGAUCUAUGGGGCAGUAUUCACCCAGAGUACCAAUGAGAAUAAAAAACUUAAUGCAGGAAGUUCUGGUUGGGUUACGGAAUUGGAUAACUGCUUCUAUGACCAGUAUUUGCUUGCUUAUAGCGAUAUAUAGUUAUGACCCUUUUGGUGUAUACAAAGAAGGAAUGUUUCAUCUAACACUUAACGGGGUCGUCUAUGUUAUUAGUUUGCACUUUCGCAAGCUAUUAGACGAAAGUAAACAAUACAUUUUGGUUUGGUUUAGUUUCUGUAUCAUUUUUGCAUUCACUAGUGAAUUGUGAUCAAGUACGAUAUGCUUGAUUUUUUUUCGUGUGUGUUUGAGAUGAUGUCCCUGUUUUGAUCUUCAGAUGUACUGUGCUGUUGCAAGCCGAGGUGAUCAUUUUCGUGAGGUGGUGCAGCUGCUGGUGAACAAAGAAACUGGGCCUCACAUCUUUUCAACGAGACAAAGAAAGAUUGGACCUGAUAUCGUAUGGUAAUUUGCUGCCGCAGAUGCUGGAAUUAUCGGGUUGCAGCUGCUCAUCAUAGGGUGUAGAGUUGCUUAAAAAUACUUGUUCUGUGCUGCUAUAUCUGAACUGUACUGUGUUACUGUUUGUCGCAGUGAGCUUGUGCGUCACUCGCUUUGUGCACACCACCAUGAAUCAUGACAACAGAUGGUCGCAUUGUGCAUAAAUAGUACUCCCUCCAUCUCUAUCAUGCAGAGGUCUACACACAAGGCACCUGUUACACUGUUCCAUCUCUAUCAACUCCGUCCAUUUAGCUAAUCCUUCCCUAAGCACAUACGGUUUUUUGUUCCUCCUCAUGCUCGAGACUGGUGAGUGGUGACAUCCUCCCCCUGAUAACAUGCCGCCGUCGCUCUCGACGAAACUUGUAUAUCCCCAGUAAAACUUGCUACUCCGACUAUCUGCCAGAUUUUAGCAGGCAUCUUACUUGUUUGA
Brachypodium distachyon (stiff brome) is the source of this 4602-nucleotide messenger RNA. RefSeq names its product DEAD-box ATP-dependent RNA helicase 42. The coding region runs from base 94 to 3321 and encodes 1075 amino acids. The transcript has 2 exons. Lineage: Eukaryota; Viridiplantae; Streptophyta; Magnoliopsida; Poales; Poaceae. The record is from RefSeq and is a predicted model, not a curated record. Gene Ontology annotation, biological process: mRNA splicing, via spliceosome. Gene Ontology annotation, molecular function: ATP binding; nucleic acid binding; RNA helicase activity. Gene Ontology annotation, cellular component: nucleus.